Messenger RNA from Athalia rosae (coleseed sawfly), 5429 nucleotides. RefSeq lists its product as uncharacterized. The transcript is spliced from 5 exons. The coding region runs from base 4706 to 5347 and encodes 213 amino acids. The record is from RefSeq and is a predicted model, not a curated record. Gene Ontology annotation, molecular function: calcium ion binding. Lineage: Eukaryota; Metazoa; Arthropoda; Insecta; Hymenoptera; Athaliidae.
CUCGUGAUCUUCCGUAUCGAUUAUAUUCGAAGUACGAUCUGUUCCGUCGUUGGUCCGUUGUACGCGAAUUAACGAAGACGAUUCGAUGGAUACUUAAGAUAACGUACAAUCGGAUAUAUUAUGUGGACGGAAUACAGAAAAAUCCACACCUCUUAUAAGCGCCGUUCCACUUUGUAACUGAGAAUUUCGCUUCACACUUGCACGCACACUUUCUUGAACCGUGACGAAAAGAUAAAAUAUCGUUAGACUGCCGCUAAUUGGCUCGGGGUCCUCGCACUACGUCAUAUACCCGGGGAGGGCAUGCAAUAGACGUAUACUGACGUAACUGCCAAUUUUUAUUCAUAUUAUUCAUUGCACGACGAUAAAUCCCCCGUGGGUACAUUAUUUCAUCCUUAAAAACUUUCUAUAGUUUCGUUGAGAUUUUUUCUCUCUUAAUUUCAAUUUUCUAGCCAAAUCGUAUCCAAUACGAUGUGGUAUACGAAUCUACACCAAAAAAUUCACAGUCCACGCGCGUACAGUUGGCGAACCGGCCGUUAAACCGUAACAUUCGAAUUGGAACGCGAAUCCCGCAGCACCUCCGAGUUUUAACACUCAGAUAACGAGAGAAAAGAAAAAAAAAUGAUGUUAGAAAUUCGUAUAUCCAUAUCGGCACUGUGCAUGGUUCGAAGACAAAUUAUUACACCGGAAGUCGGUCUCAUGGCACCGCGAAUUAUGCUUUUUCAAUAUUUUCUUAUUUUUGCAAAUUUCGUUCGACCGCCACGUGCCGUUUCGGUAUUCUGCAAGUCCGAUCUACGUGGGGCGAAUGAAAGUUCCCUGAGGAAAUAUUAUACGACACGGAACUUGACGCGAAAAGUAGAACCGGAACCGGAAACUGGGUCACUGUCGGUGCAUCGGAUGAAAAAAAAUCAGGCACUUCUGGCAACGUCCUAAGAAUAUUGUACUCCUCUAUGACGGUCCUCGACGAACUGAUGGCGAAACUAUAAUCCCCAACUAUCGUGCGGACCGUACACAUUCGUCGGCUCCGGCCCCGUCGAUUGACGUCAUCGUCAAGAUGACGUCACAUGCCUUCCGUAUAUGCCUGUAAUUCUUCUGCAACAGCUCGCUCAACGCGUAUAAGAAGCCGACGAAGACGCGCCAUCGUGAUCCUAAGACGUCUCUUCUGGGGACGUUCCGCUCCUCGCUUCAAGGUCAUCCGUGUUGUACGGGGUAUAAAAAUUGCGGUUACACUCUGCAGGGCCCCAAAGUCUCGAGUUUUUGAUAAGUACACCCGCGUAUCGCGCUUCUCGGGGCGUGAAGGUCGUCGGAGAAUUGUACGAAAAAACAAAAACGGACGGAGAUCAUAUCGAUGCGAGUACACGCAGACAUCGUUCGCCGCGAUCAGCUUAUUCGUGAGUCCGUAUAGCUGUGCGGAUAUAAAAUGAUACUUUACUAGUCUUCUCACUCGAGAGGUUUGCGGUUUACUGGGACUAUAAAAGACGCUCGGAUCCUGUCUCUUGGAUCCCGUGGCGAUGACGUGCAGCCGAUGACGCGACUCUGUAGCAACAAGACAGGGAAGAGAAACGCGCCUCCUCGCCCUUCUUUUCCGCACAUUCCCCGAUACAGUUCCGGGUCCUUUACCGCGUGGAUGGAGAAAAGUAUAAUCAUCGCGAGAAAGGAUACCUAUUGACGGAGGUACGCUCCAGGUGAAGGCGACAAUAGACGAAAGAAUUUAAACGGUGAGGAAAAAAAGUGCUUGGAAUACGGAGUAGAAUCAGGAGCGUUCUCUUCCUUUUCUGCUCUUCCAUGUUUUAACGCGGUUGUUCGCAUUGGAUAUCGCUGACCCAGCAUCGGAGUCUCCGCCCGUAAUAAACUAAGCCUUCGAUAUCACGUGUCGUCGGUACAAUUCGUCUACAAUUCUGGUAAUAUUAAAUGUCAGAGACAGAGGUACGUCGUACAUCUUUGGCGAUCGGCUAAAUAUAGCGGUGGCGAAUACGACAGCAAUACGUACGUAUAUAGCUGGCUAUGUUAUAUACACGUAAAGCCGUUUGUCCACAUUAUAGUCGUUUUCAAGUUGUUCGGAUCGGUCCGAAAAUUUGCAGAUAUUUUUUACGGUCGAAAGUAGUUGUUAACCAGCGAACCCCAUACCAUAGACACGUUGGACAUUUAUCUACGCUUUAUCUCGAGUGACUUCGGUGAUUCUACUGGUUGUAGUUUUUUUUUUUUUUUUUUUUCAAUAUACAGCAUUUAGAAAUUUCAUUUCUUCGCGUUCGCAUGUGGAUAUAUUCAGUGAUUUGGAGAGGAAGUCGUGCGGACGACCUUGUCAAGGUGAAAAUAUUGUCAGCUUUGGAGGCACGUCUGCAGUCUUCGCUAUAUAGUUUAUAACUGCAGGUUAGAAGUAAACUGAUUCUCAAUGAAAAAGGAGGAGCUAUAAACGAUCGUAUAUGCGUGACAAGACGGUCGGCCCGGAGCUGUUAACCUGGCCCAGAAACGGAGCCGGAACUGGCGCCGAAUGGAUUCAAUGACCUUGGCUUCGACCAUUCGCUAAGGCGAAGGCGAAGGCGAGGGCGGUGAGAGCUGGACGUUGGUCUUUGGGGCAACUAUAUCAGAUAAAUAACGACAAAAUGAAAAUGAGGUGUUUUUUUUUUUGCUUCUAAAUGUAUAAUAUAACAAUUCGGUUCGAUACUUUACCACAACGAGAAAGUGUCUAUGAAUUUGUCCUGGACAAAAUAAAAUCGGGAUACUGCUGGUAACGAUGCAAAAAUAUUCCUCUUGUAUCGGGUGAUAGAAAAAUUUUAAUCUUCAACUAAAAUGCAGAUGCCGACAUUGGACGAAUAUGACGAUUGACAGUAUUAACGUGCGCAUGUAAAAUGUGGGACACCUCGUACUUGUCAUGCAAAUUUUCCAAUUUAUCAAAAAUCGGUUUUCUUCUUUUUUUUUUUAUUCGUUUAUUUUAAUAUUCUAGCUACACGUUGCAGUUAUAAAUUGUAAUUUGAGGUCCGAGAAAUGACGACGAGCCACCGCGAUACGAUGAUAUAAAAAUGAAGUCCGCGUAACGGAAUUCCGAACGAUCCUAACACGCUAUAUGUAUGUAAAGCGUAUUCUACACCUGAUUAUAUGUGAGACUGAACAUUUAUAGACAAAAAAGUAGAAUCUCUACGAAUUGUGGAGCGUCGCCCUUCUUCGCAUUCUAUUAAACAUGUUACUAUACAUUACGUGCAGAGGUGCUGAGCGAGCCGCACGAGGUUAACAGACACCUCGACCUGGAGAGCGCAUUCCUUCGCGUUAUGUGCGUGUAUAAUACAGAGAUAGUUAUCGAGUUGAAUGAGCGCAAUCCGAGUGUAUUCAACUCGAUAUAUAUGCCGAUUCUGGUUUCUCGAACUUCAUUUUUUGGAGCACCCGAAGAAGAUCGAAUUCAAGUGUAAUAAAUUUUUACACCUUUUUAUUUCUACUGACAUCGUUACGAUUAGGACUCAGAUAGGGCGUUCGUAUUUGCUUGGCAACUACUUUUAAACUUUAAUCAGCCCACCAUCCGCGUAUUAAUACACGGUGGCGAUUUCACCGUGAAACCGGAUGUGAUCUUAUUCGAGGAUUCGCCGAGCUGCAAAGUUCUAGCCACGUUUCGAAUGUAACUGUAGUUUGUUAUAUAGUUAUCUAAUGGUUCGUCAAAAGUUCUACUUAUAUAUAUUUAUAUUACAACCCACUCGAAUUUUUCACCUUAUUUUUACAAAUCGGAGUAUGACGCGUUUGAUGAUGUGAACUUGACAUUUACGCAUCGUUCCGCGUGCCCCGUCUGAUGUCAUAAGAAUUAUAAGCAUAUAUCCCGUGAGGUAUAGCGGGGUGCAGAGUAUUCGUACUCAUAUCUGCUGUGUAUAAUAAUCACCGCUUUAUGUUCAACACGAUAAAGUCGUUGGAUAUAAUUCAAUCGCUUUUGUUGCCAACUAAUUAACGAGCUUUUGUAGAAGAAAGAAAAGUUCACCGAAUACGGUCAAUUAUACGAGAUAGAGCUGUAGAAAUAUGCAAAAGAUCGUGUAGACGACGAAGAAGAUAAUUAAAAGUUAUCAUAUAAUUUUAUUUUUAAUUCUCUCAGACGUCGACAGUUUUCAUUCUGGUUUUGAACGUGGAGAUUGAAACAAGGGCAGCAAUCUUACAAUUGGCUAGAGUUUUUUCUGUUUUUUUUUGCCUUUAUACGAAGAGAUUGAGGAAUUAUGGGGUCUGCAUAGCGAAAAAAAGCGAAUAAACGGCUCAUGUUUUUUUGGACAGGGUGGCUCGUGUUCAGGAUGAAUAUUGAGGCAAAGUUCGAUAAUUUGAAAAUCUAGAGACUGGAUCUUUGGAGACUUGAAUUCCUCUGGUAGCAGGCUAAGCAGCAGGGGGAACGGCGAACGGAAUGCGGGUCUUGUGGGGGCCGACCGGCGACAGCUCAUUCAUGCCACCUGCCUUACGUCAUUCCCUCGUCGACACGCGCGCGGCCUUUCAAACUACGAAAAACCCGCAAACGGCUUUUAUCCGAUGUAUGCGAGAAUGCCCCGUUCUCAAACGAAUUUAAUCCUACACGAGGCCGUCCUACACGAAAUGAUUCGGUAUACAAGAAAUACAAAAACGGCGCGUUAUAUACCAUCAAUUGUCAAUUGGACGAUUAUGGUCGAACGAAACAGACAAGAAAUACAAGAAAAAAGAAAACCGCGGUCUCCAUGAUAACCUGCUCCGAAUAAAGACUUUACCUGUGGAAAUGGGGAGCAAAUUUAGCGCGAUCAUAAACCGCCUGUUUGAAUACCCGAUAAAAAGAAAACCGAUAUGCUUCCAUCGGCAGGAGGAUUUCACUUCGACGGGUGAACCGAUUCCGAGGAGUGACGAUGUGGCCAAGGAGCCACCGACGGAGUUCAAAAUUGAAUUAUUGCACGAUCAAUGCUUCAGGUACGAAAAAUUGGUGCAGACGUUUUACGCGCGGCUUUUAGAACAGCGAAGACAUGCUAAGCAGAUGCAGGAAAAGGACAAGCGGUGGCCUGUAUUGAAAAUACUAGAAAAAUUACCGGGUUGGAACGAGAUGACGAUUUCCAACCUUCACAGCUUAUUUCUCCUGUUUGAUAAUCAAAAGACCGGGAUGCUUUCGCAUCCAGAUUUCUGCGCGGUGCUGGAAAGUCUUGGUGAUUCGAGUUCUGCUGACUUGAGAAAGGUGAAAUUUGACGAGGCGGAUGGUGACGGCGAUGGGUGGAUAACAUACGACGAGUUCCUCGACCUUUUAUACAAUUUUACACCUCCGGAAGGUGGCGAACUUUCAGGGGUUGCAAAACUCUGCUAUGAUAUUGCCGAAAAUGUCAGAUUCGUAUCCUCACUCAGCAUUGGCGAACAACUUGAGUAUGGACUGUUCUAAAAGUAGCGACGUCGUAUGUGAUAGAUCAAAUAUUUAUAAUCAUCAAAUGCUGCUAAUUAACGGUAAUAAAUGAUCAACCACA